AUGGCUGGGAGGGCGCAUUUGGGUGAGGGAAAGGUGCUAGAGGGCUGGAACGGCACAUUUGGGCACAUUCAGGGUGAAGUGGGUGAGAGGAAGGUGCUGGUAGGUGCUGGAAGGCUGGAGCAGCGUGUUUGGACACAUUUUGGGUGCUGGGUGCAUUUGAGUGAGGGAAAGGUGCUGGAGGGCUGGAAUGGUGCAUUUAGGGAGCUGGGUGGUGCCAGAGGGUGCGGUUCAUUGGAUAGCGAAGAUAGGAUAAUGUUAGUAUCCAGUACAAGAAUGGUGCCAUAUCGAGGCACAAUGUUCAGAGAUGGCAUCAACACAUUUUCUGGGAACGGGCUGGGUGCGAUUGCUAUGUGGAUACCUGAACCGGCUGUCACUAGCACUGGUCCCCUUCAAAAAUUCCUCAUGGCCCAUCGAUACUUGGACAGCGGCACCAUAAGCACUGGUUUUGGAACCAGAGCAAGACUGUGGCUUGACUUUGUGGAGCCAAUGUUUAUGGCACAGUUCGGUCCAGUCAGGUUCAGUGACAAACCGGGUUCUAAAAUUGGGUUAAACCUGCCAAAAACCAUAACCAUGGCAACACUAGUGCAUCCCCUCCAUAUGAGUCCACGCAUGUCCCGCCUGGUGAAGAAGCCAACCCUCCCCCUCCUUUUGAUCACGACACACAAUGUCCUAGCUCCCCCCCUCAUGAAUCCUCCUACAGGGACUAUCCCCCUCAUCAACCAGUCUCUCCCCCUGAUAAUUGCGACUAUGCCCCAUCUCAGCAGGAGCGUGUCAUGUCCCCUCAUCGAAGUUGAUCCCAUUCCCCACCUUGGUGUGGCCAUUCUCCCUCACCAAGACCAUGAGGAGGAUAUCAGAGGUCACAUUACCAGAAUCCUUGAGGAAGUUGCGACUUGCACACUGCUCACAGCUACUCAUCACAUCACAACUGUUGAGUAA
Molecule: messenger RNA, 936 nt
Organism: Suillus paluster
Lineage: Eukaryota; Fungi; Basidiomycota; Agaricomycetes; Boletales; Suillaceae
Exons: 7
Coding region: 1-936 (311 amino acids)
Source: RefSeq, a predicted model, not a curated record